GACCAACUCCACACCUCAACCACACCAAGCACCUCCACGGCUCCACCAACCUUAGUAGCCGAGAGAGAGGGAGGCCGUAGUAGAAUAACAACCAACGCCCUGCAACCAAAUCGACGGGUACACAAUAUCCCUUAGCUUCGAGCCCUUCCCGGAGUCUGUCCUACUUACCCCUUAUGCUACUCGAACCUCUCGUUCUAACAAACUGGAACUAUUUAGAAAACCUCUUAUUCCUAUUCAACAUCUCCAAGCCGCCCAUUGACUCCUUUCCUUGCCCAUUCCUUCAUGUAACCUGCCCGCUUGGUCGAACUCGCAGCCAGCUUCGGUAACUCUCCUCCUCCUCCUUCCCCUCCUCCUCUAUCCCCAUACCCCAUACCCCAUACCCCAUACCCCGAACCCUCCAUCUCCUGCCAACCAGUUCCCUCUGCCGGCCACCACUCACUGCUUCAGGUCUUUGGUGCAAUAUUGACAGCUAGACAGCCUUCCACCUCAAGUCUUUUUUCUCUUUCUUCCUCCCAACGGCUGGGAAAGAAGGGGAGAAGAGGAAAGUGGAACAAGGAGAUCUUUGUUACCUGCUACAUUGCUAGUUUUUGCUAUUCCGCUCGAGUCGUUUAAGGGGCUUCUUGGUAGCCUAGUCUCUGUGGGGGACUGAGGGCUUUCACAACCAGUAUUGGGAGCGGGGAAUUAUCGAUCACUGGCACUGACUCUUCGUUUUUUUUUAGGGGGGAGACUUUCUGCGCUUUUCUUUUUCUUUUUCUUUUUUUUUUUUGAUCAACUGAUUGCGGGAUCGUACGUUUUCAUCUCAUCAAUCACUUCCGGGAAUAUGUCCUCCUUCUACAGCGAUAAUUCUUUUCUUAACCCAGGGCCAGCCCCAAGACCUCCAGGAGCUCGUUCACCGCUAAGUGUAAACUCUAACCAGAACAACCAUCAUCCACACCACUCCACCUCAUCCACUCUUACCUCCUCGACAAUUGUUUCUCCUUCACCUUUCGGUUCUACCAUUAGUUUAACGUCAAAUUCAACCGGCAUCAUGAACGGCGGAGGCGGCGGUGGUUCGCCAUUUUCCCAAGACAGACGGAUCCGGGAGGGUUGGGCGACCAUCAAGGAGGAUGGGCUCAAGUCGUUGUAUUGGGCCAAAAAGUACAUUAUUUUGCGCGAGCUUUCUUUGGACUUUCUCAAGACCGAAACAUCCUCUUCGCCCACAUUAUCUGUUUCGCUUAGGGAUAUCGUGUCGGUUAAUCGCACCGACUUGAAACCUUACUGCUUUGAGGUUGUCAGAAUGGCCUCUUCUCAGAACGGUGCCAACUCGAUGGCUUCAGACGCUCCUCGGAGAACAGUAUUUGUCUCUGUCAAAUCUGAACAAGAGCUGUAUGAUUGGGUCGAAGACGUUUACUCUAGAUGUCCUUCUAUGGGCGGGGUUAGUAAUCCUACAAACUUUACUCACAAGGUCCAUGUCGGGUUCGAUCCGGUCAGCGGUGGAUUUACGGGACUUCCCGAGGAGUGGAGCAAGCUCUUGAACUCCAGUGCUAUCACGAAGGAGGAUUACCAGAAGAACCCCCAGGCUGUUAUCGAGGUGUUGGAGUUUUAUACCGAGGGUCAGCGUGGUUUGAAUAACCAGAAUGCUUAUGGUAUGGGACCUGCUUCGGCUCCAGCGGUUGCUGCGCAACAGAGACAGAUGGCGCAAAUGAACCUCGGAAGCCCUCAGCCAGGCCCCGCUCGCCAGGAUACCCGGGAUCGAGAGCAAUGGGAAAGGGAGCGCGAGAGGGACGCUUACCGUGAGCAAGAAUACGAAAGGGAUAGAAGGGAGCAGCAGGCCCAACGUGAGAGACAGGAGAGAGAUAGAAGGCAGCGCGAGCUGGAGAAAGAGCAAGAGAGACGUGAGAGGGAUCGAGAAGAGCGUCUUCGUGAGGAGGAGCUCUUCAAUUCCCAACGUCAACAAGAACGACAUGGUGACCUUGAUGGUAAUGACUAUCCCCAAAAGAGUAGCACCGCACACACACCCAUCAUGAUGGGUGGUGGUGGUGGUGGUGGUGGCGGAGGUGGGCUCUCUUCUCAGGGAAGGUAUAAUCCUAUGGCCCCUAAAACAUCGACCAAAACCCCUCAGAAGGCUGCACCUAGCCUUCGUGAUAUGGAUCCCCGUCGCCCUGCACCCUCCGCACCCUCUUCUACUCUCCCCAGACCAUCACCAAGCCAACGGAGCCAGCAAUCAUCCCAGCAACAGACAAGUUUGCGCGCGCCCUCCCAGUCGAGCCAGCAGAGAUCAAGGGAGCCAUCUCCUGCUUCCGGAACCCGACAACAACAGCUGGCACAGCAACAGCAGGGGAGGGCGCCCGCUAGCACUGUUAAGCAACCGUCGCAGGCUCAAGUUCAGACUUCUCGUAUUCCGGCACCUGCAACCCCUACUGUCAAGCCUCUUAAUGUUCCCACUAAAGCAGCCCCGGCCAAAGAGGCUGUUAUGAAACAGGAACGCAAGGAAAACCAGAGACGUAUCUCCAACAUGACCGAGGCCCAAGUGAUGGAUAAGUUACGCUCUGUGGUCUCCCCUACAGAUCCGAAUCAGCUCUACACCAAAAUCAAGAAGGUCGGACAAGGAGCUUCGGGAUCCGUCUAUGUUGCCAAGGUCAACGGCACGGCGUCCUCCUCAAUGUCUAUGUCUAUGCUGGCAAGCUCUGGUAAGGGCGUAGCAAACCGGGUCGCAAUCAAGCAGAUGGAUUUGGCACACCAACCAAGGAAAGAGCUUAUUGUCAACGAGAUUCUCGUGAUGAAGGAGAGCCAGCAUCCUAAUAUUGUCAACUUUUUGGAUGCUUUCUUGAAGGGCCCGAGCGAGCUGUGGGUUGUUAUGGAGUACAUGGAAGGCGGCGCCUUAACCGAUGUUAUUGACAACAACAGCUUGGAAGAGGAUCAGAUUGCUACAAUUUGCUUUGAAGUGAGUUUCUUAGAGACGAGUAAAUUGUUUCAAUAAUGUCACGUGCUAAGGUUGGCGAAAAAUAGACCUGCAAAGGCUUGGAGCAUUUGCAUACCCAGAACAUUAUUCACAGAGAUAUUAAGAGUGACAAUGUCCUUCUUGACGGCACUGGACACGUUAAAAUUAGUAAGUUUUACUAUCCUCCCUUUGGCCGGCUUUGGUGGCAUGGGUUAUCAGUGGUGGAUCUUCCGUCUUCUAUCGGUCUUUCUGCCAUUUCGGCAUAUGCUCUUGGUUGCAAGUCUAACUUAAUUACAGCUGAUUUCGGGUUCUGCGCUAAGUUAACCGAGCAGAAGUCGAAGCGUGCGACAAUGGUUGGAACUCCGUACUGGAUGGCACCUGAGGUUGUUAAACAAAAGGAGUAUGAUGCUAAAGUUGAUAUCUGGUCCCUCGGAAUUAUGGCUAUUGAAAUGAUCGAAUCUGAGCCUCCUUACCUUAAUGAGGAACCUUUGAAGGCUCUUUACCUCAUCGCUACCCAUGGAACCCCUACGCUUAAGAAGCCUGAGAAAUUGAGCAAGGAACUCAAAAAUUUCUUAGCGGUGUGUCUCUGCGUCGAUGUUAAGCAUAGGGCUACAGCGGAAGAACUACUCAAACACGAAUUCUUGAGAAAAGGAUGUCCGUUGGCCAGUCUUGCAGCCCUCUUGUCUUUCAAGAACGGCAAAUAGGCGGUUUGGAGCUCAAGUAGUCCCGGGGGUUAGUGCCAGUGUACAGUUUCCAAACGGAGCGAAUGGAUAAAACGUGGGGGAUAAAAGCGGGCUUUGGUUUGAGCCGGCUACGGAAAUGAUAAAUGUCUUAUGCACAAGUUAUCCAUGGUCAUCUAGAAACGUUGGAUGCUCCUUGCUCUGUUUUGUGUGUUUCUCUCACUUUUUUCUUUCUUUUCGCGUUAUGGUUCAAUACCUUUUUCAUUUCCAAUUUUAUUUUCAUCUUCCUUUUCUUUGUACCGGGCACGAUACAGAUUAAAGAGCAAUGUCCUAUUUUCUCAAUCAUUAGCUGGGCGUGAAGCGUGACGUUGGUGUCGCGCGGUGCAUUAUACGAAUGGUGGGCUGGGGGGGGGGGCAAAGCGAUGGUAUUCCAUUCGUAAGCGUUGUCUGAACCGGGGAGGAAGGGGGAUUGUCGGACGAUGUCAUAUCUCUUUUCUCUAUUCACCUACUUCUCUGGCUAUAUUCUUCCACUUCCGCUUAUACUACCACUUUCUAGUUUUACUUUUCUUUUGCUUCCACUUUAGCUUCUGUUGAGGUUAGAAUCACACUGUGCCAUA
Messenger RNA from Tuber aestivum (summer truffle), 4217 nucleotides. The record is from the annotation of a GenBank genome assembly. Lineage: Eukaryota; Fungi; Ascomycota; Pezizomycetes; Pezizales; Tuberaceae.